Hyposmocoma kahamanoa is the source of this 1382-nucleotide messenger RNA. RefSeq lists its product as uncharacterized. The record is from RefSeq and is a predicted model, not a curated record. The coding region runs from base 16 to 1344 and encodes 442 amino acids. NCBI's taxonomy places the organism in Eukaryota, Metazoa, Arthropoda, Insecta, Lepidoptera, Cosmopterigidae. The transcript has a single exon.
AAUAAAUUAAACGACAUGAACAACAAAAGUUCAAGUCAACCUUCUAAUAGGAAUACCGCAUCUAUUUCGGGCAAGAGCAAAACGAGCACGGGGCGAAGAACUGUCGUACCUAGGACUAUGUCAGCUAAGAAGGUUCCUUCAAAAUCCUCAAAAGACAGCAAAAGUCUUUCCAGCAUGGAAUCUGGCAUUAAAAAGUCUAGGGUUGUGAAACCAAAGAAAACUACGAAAUCGGAAGUGUGCUGUUCUCAAAAUGUAAUUAUAAAACGAAACUGUUCAGACCACUGCAAGAAAUGCGGCGACGUUCUGUCGUCUACAACUCCGAGCACCACCAACAAAAUGAUUGACUUUAUCAAAGAAGAAAGACAAAAGUACUCUGAAACGCAUUCUCACAGCUCGGUUGAAAAUAGUAGCCAAAAAUCAUCGAAAGGAAUAGAAAAACCUUCGCAGAGCGAAAUUUUCCAGGGUUCGAUAAUUAAUAAUAAAAUAAAUCCUAUAAAGAUUCCACUGACACAACCAUGCGUAGGUUCGAUUCCCGAAAAAUUAAUACUAACUAGUAAAGACCCCGCUCGAUCAAUACAACAAUAUUAUAAGAACGAAAAUUUUCAACAAAUAUCGGAUUCUGUUUAUGAAAUAAAUAAUGAAAUGAAAAAAAUUUCGUUAUUGGACACGAUCGAAGAAAUGCCUGAAGUCCCUACAGCGAUUGAAGACGAUUCUUCUUCAUUAGAAUCAACUUUAUUUAGAAUUAUUAACCAAGCUGACACGGAACUUCACACCGACGAAUAUACAACACUUCAAAAGUUAAAGGCCUUCAGAGACAAUAAUUAUUUCGAAUGCCACAACACUCAAACAAGAAUUAAAAGCAAAGGAAGCGUUACAAGUUUAGAGAACCAUGAAUGCACUUACAGGUUUUACUUAAACGAAAGAUUGUUUCCCGAACCUUUGAAUAUGGAUCAUAAUCAAAAUAUCAGAUGCGUUGAAUGCCACUUACCUAUGGAGUUAAAAGAAAAUUCGUUGACAUCUAAAAGAACUAUUAACGGAGCGAUUCAAGCAAAAGUUAAAAUUGGACCCGCCGAGGAAUCUCAAGAUACACUACUAAUGCUACCCGUGAAAGAUUCAUUGAUAAUUAGGGAAAAAAGAAAAGAAAGGCGGAGAGAGGCCGAGAAUCCCGAUAUAGUGUACUUCGGCAUUAUAAAGCUAGACGCUUACGGUAAUUCCGUGUUCAACAAAACGUUACCAGAAAACUCUUUGGCUCUUCGAUAUCAGAAAGGAUACAAAAAGUUCGAAGGCAGUUCUGAUGACCAUAGCUUCCAGAGAAUGGAAGAAGGUGAUAUUGUUUAUGUUUAAGUAGAAAUUUUGUUCUAAUUAAACAAUUUUUGACUUAC